ACUGUAGUUUUUCUCUGAUCUUUCUCCGGUUACUUGGGUCGCCCCAGCUGGCUGGGCUGGAUGGGGCUGUAGAGGAAGUGGAGUUUGGCUUUGCGUUGAGAGGAAAGUGGGCAGAGCCGCUGAGGGAUAUGAUCGCAGGCAGAGGCGGAGAGGAGGACAGACACAGCAGAGGAGCGAGGCGCGAAGGACGGCCAGGAUGAAGAGAGCGACGGAGCGGCCGAAAGACCCACGAAAACGGCGAAAAUCGCCCCUAAAUGCGACGGUGGCGGUGGCAGACGACGGGGGGUAGCCCUGGCCGAUGAAAUGGCGACUCCCUUCAAGGUUUUGCAGAAAGUGCCAAAGAAAGAUCUUUACAAGGAUGUAGAAUGGUUAGCUGCCACGAAUUGAAGAACUUGUGGAAUUCAUUCUGCAAUGGAAAUCUCAGAGACACGGGGGACUGGUGAGAAGAUGUUCCAAUUCUGAAGCGAAAGAAGACAACUCUACCCCAAUCAACUGGAUAUUGCUGCAGUGGAGACAGCGUUGUUUAACGCGAAGAUGGCAAGCGAUUUGGCCGUUAGCCAAAUAUUGUCACGAUGAAACCCUUUUUCUAACUGGACUUUGUCGCUGGAUUUGUUUUUUGUUUUUUAUAUAUUUCUUUUUAUACCGCAACAUGGACAGUGGAUCGCCGAUACUCGCUGAGAAAAUCAGCCUUUGUACGUUUUAACAUUCAAAUGUUGUUUUAAAUAAAGUGUCCUCGUAUGUAUAUACUUCACUGGCCUUGUUUCAUUAGCUGAACACUUGGGAGAAUGAAAAGUUUGUCUGGCAUGUUUUGAUCUUGAAUUUGCAUAUCACGCAGAUUAAGGUGUUUUAAAUGGAUUUAAGAUGGUUCCCUACUUUUUGUGUCCAAUGAUGGUGGGAUUAUCAUGACUAGGUUUGAUAUUUUAUCAAUAAAUGAUUCGUAAUUAUGGCGUAUAUUUUCUACGGGUAAUCAUUAAUUAAUAAACCAGUAUAAUAAAUCAGAAUGCUUUGUUCUGAACUCAAAUGGUUUCCAAAGCACAGCCUUAAUGCCUUUAUAAAAAUGGCUACUGGUUGUCCUUCUUCCUGCCAGAGCAGGAAGUGAUGUAACUGCUGCAAAGUAUAUAGUUUUUACAUUCUAUCAUAACCUUUGGGUAAUUGUGGAAAAAACGUUUCACUUUGGGGCUUGCUUGCUAAGAUGUAAACCAUUCGUGAGUUUAUAUAAAGUACAUUAAAACAUAAUAAAAGGGGUGGGACUUAGACAUCACCUGAGUGUGGGGUAAAUGGAAAUAACGUCAAUCAAAGGCAAAGCUUUCAGAGCAGGGAAGGAGCUCUAGAUGGCGGCUGAGCCUUGGGAAGGCUGCCCUGGGUUUUUGUCGGACCGAUUCUGUAGCUCGUCUUCGACCAGCGCGGCUUGUUUCCGUUUAAAACCGUAGUCUUUGUAAACGCGGUGGCUUUUUAGGUUUUUUUUUGUGCGUUUUGUGUCUUUCUGGGGCUGUUUUUUGAGCGCUGGAGAAGCCGUCUGUGCUGGCCGUGUGCUUGUCGUUGUUUUCCAUACUGGGCUCCGGCAGCCAUGGCGCGACUCCAUUUUUACUGUGCUGCUGCUCCUCGCCUCUGUCGCCCUGUCGGGCACUGCAGACCUCUAAAGGCCUGAAAGCUUUUCGAAACAAACUCGUUAUUUGUAAAGUUAUAGUUUUUUACGGGUUAUUUUUUUUUUAUCCGAGUCGGAUAAAUAUUUAAACCGCGACGAGGCAAAAAAAAAAGAAAAUUAAAAAACGGAAUACAUGUCUCGUUGGUUAGGACCUUUUCUCACAUCGAUUUGAUUUGUUUACAUUUUGUAAGGACUAAUUUACCGAUUUUCUUGCCUGUAAAUAUUCUUUUUGGAAUGCUUCAUGCGAUGACGCAGUUAAAAUUCACGGCAUGCGGCUGUAUCUGAAUUUUUUUUUUUCAAGGAUACACGCUUAAGAUUUGACUUAUUGUAACGAUACCCACCAUCAUUGUUGGCUUCAUUUUAAUUCAGCGAUUUAAAUUAUGAUUUUCAAAUCCAUCGAUUUCUUAUUUUCUCUCGUGUCGCACCGUCUGGGUUUUAUCUGCCACCUGAGAAGGAGCAAUCCGAUGGGACUUGCACGAUAGUUCGUGGUCCCUUCAACUUUUUUGACAGUAAAUACCAGGACAAAUCAUCACCUCGUCCAGAUUUCAGGAUACUACCAUGAUGAAGAAUAAGAAUAAAAAACAAGAGGACGAAGGAUCUACUCAGAGCAACGCUUCAAGCAACUCUGCAUCAGAGGAGUCCAACCGCUCCGCCUCAGAGUCGGGAAGCCAGUCAGAAAGCGAGCAUGGCAGCGCGAGGCGGCGGUCGCACAACUCCGAGUCAAACAGCUCAUCUGAGUCGGAGAGCCGCUCCGAGUCGGAGAGCGAGUCCGCCGAGUCCAAGUCGCAGCAGGCCAGCUCAGAGGCCAAAGACAAGCCAGUCAGGAAGAAGGAGCGACUGGCUGAUGUGAAGAAGAUGUGGGAAGAACACCCAGAUGUGUACGGCGUCAGGAGGUCCAAUCGCAGCAGACAGGAGCCGGCGCGUCUCAACAUCGGAGCUGAGGGCAGCAGUGACUCUGAGAGCGAGAGCCCUAAAAGAAAAUCUCCCCGAACGAAGAAAAGGGAAAAUAUCUGGAAAGAUGAUGACUCAAUUGAUGAAGAGGAGGAGGAGGAGGAGACAUCCGACAGUUCAGACAGUGAGCAGGAAGAGAAAAAAGUUAGAUCCAGACGACUUCCUGCUAGAAGGCCUCAGACCAAAUCCUCGAAAAAGCAGCAGUCUCAGAAAGGAAGGAAGUCUAGAAAACAGGAAUCUUCAGCUGAGGAUGAUGACGACGAUGGCGAUGAAGACGACGAUGAUGAUGACGACGACGACGAUGAAGACACUCCAAAGAGACAGACUCGAAGAAGAGGGGCGACGAAAAUUAAAAGCUAUAAAGAAGAUCAACAUGACUUUGAAACGGACUCCGAUGACCUGAUCGAAAUGACCGGAGACGCUUGCGAGGAGCAGCAGGACGACGACAGCGAGACCAUCGAGAAGGUUGUGGAUUGCAGGACCGGGAGGAAAGGAGCCACGGGAGCGUCCACCACCGUGUACACCGUGGAGGAAAACGGGGACCCGAGUGAAGGUUUUGAUCCCGAGAAAGAGGAAGGAGAGAUUCAGUAUCUGAUAAAGUGGAAGGGCUGGUCGUACAUCCACAACACGUGGGAGAGCAUCGACUCGCUAACGCAGCAGAAGGUCAAGGGGCUGAAAAAGCUGGACAACUUUAAGAAGAAAAAUGACGAGCUGAAUGCUUGGUUAAACAAAGCGUCUCCCGAGGAUGUGGAGUUUCAUAACUGCCAGCAGGAGCUCACAUCCGACCUGACGAAGCAGUUUCAGAUUGUGGAGCGAAUCAUCGCGACAAAAACCGGCAAGACGCCAGGGUCCUCAGAUUUUCCCUCCCACAGCCACAAGACCCCCGCCUCGAACGAACCCGAGUACCUGUGCAAGUGGAUGGGUUUGCCGUACUCCGAGUGCAGCUGGGAGGACGGCGCCCUGGUCAAGAAGAAGUUUCAGCACUGCAUCGACGGCUUCAUGAGCCGAAACUCCAGUAAAACCAUCCCCUCCAAAGACUGCAAGGUAUUGAAGCAAAGGCCGAGGUUUGUCGCCUUGAAGAAACAGCCGUCGUACAUCGGUGACGAGAACCUCCAGCUGAGAGAUUACCAGCUGGACGGGUUGAACUGGCUCGCUCACUCCUGGUGCAGGUGCAACAGCGUUAUCCUGGCUGAUGAGAUGGGCCUGGGGAAGACCAUCCAGACCAUCUCCUUCCUCUCCUACCUGUUCCACCAGCACCUGCUCUACGGGCCCUUCCUGGUGGUGGUGCCUCUGUCCACGCUGACCUCCUGGCAGAGGGAGUUUGACACCUGGGCCCCGGACAUGAACGUGGUCGUCUACCUGGGGGACGUCAUGAGCAGGAAAACGAUCCGCGACUACGAGUGGGUGAACCAUCAAACCAAGCGGAUCCGCUUCAACGCUCUGCUGACCACGUAUGAGAUCCUGCUCAAAGACAAGGGCGUCCUCGGGAAUAUUAACUGGGCCUUUUUGGGCGUGGAUGAAGCUCACAGGCUGAAGAAUGACGACUCCCUGCUCUACAAAUCUCUAAUGGAGUUCAGGUCUAACCAUCGGCUCCUCAUUACCGGCACCCCGCUGCAGAACUCCCUCAAAGAGCUCUGGUCCCUGUUGCACUUCCUCAUGCCCGACAAGUUUGACUCCUGGGAGGACUUUGAGGACGACCACGGGAAAGGAAGGGACAACGGUUAUCAGAGUCUUCACAAAGUCCUCGAGCCUUUCCUGCUGCGAAGGGUCAAGAAGGACGUGGAGAAGUCUCUGCCUGCCAAGGUGGAGCAAAUCCUUCGCGUUGACAUGUCCGCGCAGCAGAAACAGUUCUAUAAGUGGAUUUUAACCAGAAAUUACAAAGCCCUUUCCAAAGGCACCCGCGGCAGCUCCAGUGGCUUCCUAAACAUCAUGAUGGAGCUGAAAAAGUGCUGCAACCACAGUUUCCUCAUUAAGCAGCCCGAGGAGGGAGAUGGUGAAACGCAGCUGGAGAGCCUGCAGGCUUUAGUGAGGGGCAGCGGGAAGCUGGUCCUAAUGGACAAGCUGCUGACCCGACUCCGCGAACGAGGCAACAGAGUCCUGAUCUUCUCCCAGAUGGUCAGGAUGUUGGACAUCUUGGCCGAAUAUCUCACAAAGAAGCGAUACCCCUUUCAGCGGCUGGACGGUUCCAUAAAGGGAGAGAUCCGAAAGCAAGCACUCGACCACUUUAAUGCAGAAGGCUCAGAGGACUUCUGCUUUCUGUUAUCCACCAGAGCUGGAGGCUUGGGUAUUAAUCUGGCCUCGGCAGACACCGUCGUCAUAUUCGACUCAGACUGGAACCCUCAGAACGACCUGCAGGCCCAGGCCAGGGCCCACAGGAUCGGACAGAAGAAGCAGGUGAAUAUAUAUCGGCUGGUCACCAAAGGGACGGUGGAGGAGGACAUCAUCGAGAGGGCAAAGAAGAAGAUGGUUUUGGACCAUCUGGUCAUUCAGAGAAUGGACACCACAGGCCGAACGGUUCUGGACAACAGCUCAGGAAACUCAAAUUCAAACCCUUUUAAUAAAGAAGAACUGACAGCUAUUCUCAAAUUUGGCGCCGAGGAGCUGUUCAAAGAGGCAGAGGGGGAGGAAUCCGAACCGCAGGAGAUGGAUAUCGACGAGAUCUUGCGGUUGGCUGAAACAAGAGAGACCGACCAAGGCUCCAGCGCUACAGAUGAGCUUCUAUCACAGUUUAAGGUCGCCAACUUCUCCAGUAUGGAAGAGACCACCUCGGAGUUUGAGGAGAAGCCCGUGCGGGAAUGGGACGACAUCAUUCCCGAGGAGCAGCGGCGCAAAAUCGAAGAGGAGGAGAAGCAGAGGGAGAUGGAGGACAUCUUCAUGCUGCCCAGGAGCAGGAGCUCCAACAAGAGGGCUCAAGCCAAUGACAGCGACAGCGACGUGGGCUCUAAGCUGAAGCAGCGCUCGUCGGGCUCAGACAGCGAGACGGACGACAGCGACGACGACAAGAAGCCGAAGAAAAGAGGCAGACCCCGAGCUCGCAAAAACAACGUGGAGGGUUUCACCGACGCAGAAAUCCGCAGGUUCAUUAAGGCAUACAAGAAGUUCGGAGCUCCGCUGGAAAGGCUGGAAGCGAUCGCCCGAGACUCGGAGCUGGUGGACAAAUCCAUCGCAGACCUGAAGAGGCUGGGCGAGCUGAUUCACUCCAGCUGUGUGACAGCUGUGCAGGAACACGAGGAACAGCUCAAAGAGAACCCAGUCGAAGCCAAAGGGCCCGGGAAACGCAGAGGAAUCAACAUUAAGAUUUCAGGAGUUCAGGUCAACGCCAAGUCCAUCAUCCAGCACGAGGACGAGUUUGAGCCGCUUCACAAAGCCGUGCCCUCCAACCCCGCUGAGAGGAAUAAGUUCAAGCUGACAUGCAGGGUGAAAGUUGCCCACUUUGACGUGGAGUGGGAGCUGCAGGAUGACACCCAGCUCCUGCUCGGCAUCUACGAGCACGGCUUUGGGAACUGGGAUCUGAUGAAGACGGAUCCCGACCUCCAGCUGGCUGAUAAGAUUCUUCCCGACGACCCGAACAAGAAGCCUCAGGGCAAGCAGUUGCAGGCGAGAGCGGAGUAUCUGAUUAAGCUGCUUAAAAAAGAGCAGGACAGCGCUCUUCUGUCUAAAACAGGAGACGAGGUUAAAGUGAGGAAGAGGAAGCCCCGAGCGAAGAAGGAGCCCAAGGUUCUCAAAGACGAGCAGGGGAACGAGAUCUCGUCCCCCCGGCUGUCCGACAACCCGUCAGAGGAAGGAGAGGUUAAGGAAGAGGGAGCGGAGAAGUCGCCGGGGAAGAAGAGGCAAAAGAAAAAAGACAACAAGGAGAACAAAGAAAAACAGGGAACGCCUAAAAAAGAGAAGGACGGCGACAAGGAGAAGAAGGCCGCCAAGCCCAGAAAGGAGAAGGCUAAAGGAGCCAAAGGAAAGAAAACCCAAGGCCCGGUUCACAUCACAGCCGGCUCUGAGCCCGUUCCCAUCGAAGGAAAGGAGGACGACGAGCUCGACCAGGAAACCUUUAGUAUUUGUAAGGAGCGCAUGAGGCCGGUGAAAAAGGCCCUCAAGCAGCUGGACAAACCCGACGAAGGUCUGUCCGACCAGGAGCAGCUGCAGCACACGCGCAUCUGCCUGCUGAAGAUCGGAGACCGGAUCACAGAGUGCCUUAAAGCGUACAGCGACCCUGAGCACGUCAAGAUAUGGCGCAGGAAUCUCUGGAUUUUUGUGUCAAAGUUUACAGAGUUCACUGCCAGAAAGCUCCACAAGCUUUACAAAAUGGCCCAGAAGAAGCGGUCGCACGACGAGGAGAAGGAGCACAAGAAGAAGGAAGAUCCCUCGGGGAGGAUAAAGUCCUUCAGACCCGAACCUUCGAGUUCCAGCAGAGACUCCACGGGUACUCCGUCCUCCAAAUCCUCAUCCCUGCCGAGUCAGUCGGGACCCCACGGACACCACAGGGAACCGUACAACGCGGCUAACAAGCGGCACUUUGGCAACAACGAUAGAGGAGACUGGCCGAGGGACCGGAAAUACGGCUACCAAGGAAACAGCAGCCAGCCUUGGCAGGGAGACCGCCACCAUCCCUACGACCGCUACAAGGAUCACUACGGCGAUCGACGCCCGCACGGAGACACGUAUCGAAGCUCGGGCGGCUACCGGAACAACACCUCUCCUCGGAAAAGGCCGUAUGAGCCGUACGGCAACGACAGGGACCACAGGGGACAUCGGCCCUAUUAUGACAGACACCCGGACCCCAAACGAAGACGUCCUGACGAGUUCCACCCCAGCUACCACCAGGGAAGGGACGGCCCCCCUCAGGACUUCCGGAGGAUGCCGGACCACAGGCCGCAAGGUGCGCCCGGGCCGGAGCAUUACAACCGCUCCUUCCACCCCGACAAACCCACCCCGCUGCUGGACCCCCGCUCUCCGCAGGCUCAGAAGUCUCCGCAGGACUCCCGCUCCCCGCUGGAGCGCCCGGCGGACCCCGGCGUCGCGGCGGACCCAAACUGGAACAGCAGGAAGACAUAAAGCCCUCAGGACCUGAUCUGAACCUUUUGCUCCAGGGUCGAAGCGCACGCUGCUGCUGCUGACGGACGAACGAACGCGGAAAGUCCGCGUUUCUAAGCCGACUGUUAAAAAGGGAACCAACGCGUAACUUUCUUUACCAGCAAACUUUCUCCCCCCUGUGUUUGUGAAGGUCAGAUGGAAAGAAAGAAGGAAAGAAACUAAACUGUGCAUCUUUAUUUAAAAUAAACCGCCUCCUCAGUUGAUCGUGACGAGGCUGAGUGGAUUGACUCUGGCAGCUUUAGUCCCAUGGACUAUCAGGAGGAACAUUUGGAUCCAUGAACUGAAGAAUGAUCUCAAUCCUAAAAGUGCCUGAAAGUGUUGGCCUUCCGAAGGGUAAAUGUAUGGGAUUAUUCCCGGAGCACCAAUGGACAACGUUUUUUUUUUUUUUUCUUCUUUAUGCUUAAAGUAUUGCAAAAAGAUGUCAUCAGAAAGUGAUUGUGUUAAUCUUUUGCACCUUGGAAACAUGUUGACCAUGUAGCUGAAGAGAAUCUUGGGAGUUUUCACUGGGCGGAUGAAGAGGAUUUCAUCUGACGUUGCUGGAAAAGUUGAUCAAACAAGCCAGCGUCACUCAAGAGAACAUUUGAAAUGUUUUUUUUUUGUUUUGUUUUUUUUAAAUCGGAUCCAUAUUUUUCAUGUGUACAUGUAUCCAAGUCACUGCAACCCCUCUGCGCUGUUCACUUUAACUACUUUUCUCGCCAACAUUGAAGCUAUCGAUGCAGUAUUUGACUUUUUCAGAGGUUCAUAACACUAUAAAUCCAAGCAAUUCUUAAUUACACCUUGCAGUAUUGUGAUGGUUUAGAAAUGAAACUUUUUCUGUAAGCAAUCGGCGCCAGAAACCCUUCCUCUCCCAAUCAGAUGUGACGUUCCUGCUCACAGAUGGUAGUGCAAUGCCGUUGUCAUUAAUCUCGUUACCCCUCCUGUGCCAAAUCUGCUUUCAUCCCACCUUUUUUUAUUCUUUCAGCUUCCUUAAGCCCUUAUUUUUUUUUUUCUGUUUGCAGAAUCAAACUGCUGAUUGGUUCAUGAAACAGCGCCGCACCCAGAUAUAUAAUAAAUCGAUUAAAAACUCAAAGGAGAACACAUUCUGGGAAUUCCUGCAGAUUUCUACUGGAACGGAUGAUUGUAGAGGGGAAAUUGUAGAAACCGUAAUAUAAAGUGUUUUUUUGUUUUUUUUGUUUCUGUUUUCUGGGGCACUUACAGUCAGCUUCUUACAGUGAACAACCAGCUCUUGUUUUUCUUCCACUUAAAGCAAACUACAGUUCCUGUAUUAUAUGUUCUGUAAGAAAGUCUAAAUAAUUUAUAUUUGUGACAAAACCACUCUUCAUGAAAUGUGCUGUACAUAUGUUCUGACAUAUGUAAUAAACUUUGUUACACAACA
Molecule: messenger RNA, 9059 nt
Organism: Fundulus heteroclitus (mummichog)
Lineage: Eukaryota; Metazoa; Chordata; Actinopteri; Cyprinodontiformes; Fundulidae
Gene: chd2
Product: chromodomain helicase DNA binding protein 2
Exons: 42
Coding region: 2204-7645 (1813 amino acids)
Biological process (GO): nucleosome organization; regulation of transcription by RNA polymerase II
Cellular component (GO): nucleus; chromatin
Molecular function (GO): DNA binding; ATP-dependent chromatin remodeler activity; histone binding
Source: RefSeq, a predicted model, not a curated record